Messenger RNA from Paramecium tetraurelia, 1539 nucleotides. RefSeq lists its product as uncharacterized. Lineage: Eukaryota; Ciliophora; Oligohymenophorea; Peniculida; Parameciidae. The transcript has 5 exons. The record is from RefSeq and is a predicted model, not a curated record.
AUGUCCGAUUAAUUCGAAUAGUCGCAAGAAGGCAUUGUUCAAAAUGAAGUGCCUGAAUAUAGAGAUCAAGAGCUUUUUGAUUAGGUGGCCUCGAAGUAAAAUAACGAGAAAAAACUAAAUUUUUAAAUAGAAGAAGAAGAAGAAUAAGAUUAAAAUCAGCCGGUUGGGGCUAUUUAAGAAGUCACCAAGCCUGAAGAGAUUAAAAAGAACGUAUCUUAGAUUAGCAACCCAUUAUAGCCUAUAAUGAUAAAUAAAGCAGAAACUAAGAGAAUAGUACAUCAGGCUGCUUUGGAAAGAAAGACAGAAGCAUUUGAAUAAACUAAGAGUUUUGAACUUCAUAGAUCUUAAUAAAUUUUCUAACAUAGAUAAUUGGUAGAUUCGGUUUGGGCAAGAUUACAAAAGGUAGUGGCUUCAUCUGAUGAGUCUAUGAAAUUUUUAGUCUCGUUUAUGAAAUAAAGGAUUGAAUAGGAAGAAUCACAAUUAAAAUACUCUUAAACAGCUUAGUUAAGUAAGUUGUUUAAGGAUUUUGAUGGAAAGAUUAUGUAAUGUAAUUAUCCUGAGUUUUCGAAAGCAGUAAGAACAAUUGAUUCCUCUAUGGAAAGAUAGACAGAUCAGAUUAAGAUUUUUAUUGUGUGGAUGCAAAAUCAGACUCGAGAGAGAUUGGAAUAAGAAAUGAACAAUUUUACAAAUUAAAAUAGAGACUUAAUAAAUUCAUAUAAUCGUUUCAAAAAGACAUUAGCAGAUUUGGAUAAAGAAACUAUGAAAUAUUUUAACAAAUAUGAUAAAAUGUAUUAGAAUAUGACAAUUAAAGGUAAAAAGCCAUAAAAAGACUUUUUGAGAGCCGAAUUAAAAUAUAAAUAGGCUGCUUCAAGAGUUGUAAUUUAUUAAAGAGAAUUUGGAGCCUGGUUGUUAAAUAGUUGGAAUGAAAUAAAAUUAUUAGAAGCUUAAAGAUUGGAUUUAGUCACUCAUACUUUAAUAGAGUUCUAAAAUCAAAUUAUGAAUGUGUAUGGCAAGAUUCCUCAACAUGAUUCAAUUAUUGUGGCAUUGAAUGGAGUAAAGGUCUAAUAGGAAGUUCAGACAUUAUAUUCACCUGAUUUUGUACUAACAAAAUAGGAACUAGAAUUCAUUCAGACAGAGCAACAAUAAGAAUUAGUUAAAUAUUUCCAAAGCUUUCAAGUUAUUGAUAAAUAUGCUGAAUUAUCUCAUCCAUUAAUUCUAAAAUAAUUUUCAGCUUAAAGAGAUGUUGGUACUAUAGGCAAGACUUGGAUCGAAACUGGCAUUAUUAUUACAGUUGAUCAUUACUUUUUAACAUUCGAAGGUAAGCCAACUAGAUUUUCAAGACCGGAAAACAAAUACCCACUUGAUGGAAUGAAAAUGACCGCUAGGAAUGCUGUAGAAUUAGAGAUUUAAUUUGUUAUUCCUGGUUUAGUGAUGGAUUCAAAGAAGAAAUUACUUAUUCAAUUUAAGAAAUCAGAUGAAUUGGAGGAAAUGAUGUAUUUUCUAGAAACUGUUGGGCAAAAUAAAUUUGCUUUAAAUUGA